Dentiscutata erythropus is the source of this 1929-nucleotide messenger RNA. The record is from the annotation of a GenBank genome assembly. NCBI's taxonomy places the organism in Eukaryota, Fungi, Glomeromycota, Glomeromycetes, Diversisporales, Gigasporaceae.
AUGAGCGAUACCAAAGUUAAUAAAAAGCGUUUAAUGUCUUCCGAUGAAGAUGAUAAAUUGGAAACAGAUACCAAUAUUUUAGAUUCCAAAAAAUUGAAAGUAGACUCUGAAGAUAUUGUUUAUCCUAAUGAAUCUUCUCAAGUAGAAGGGUCCACUCAGUGGAAAUUACGAAUUAAGAAUGAAUUGGAAACAGAUACCAAUAUUUUAGAUUCCAAAAAAUUGAAAGUAGACCUUGAGGAUAUUGUUUAUCCUAAUGAAUCUUCUCAAGUAGAAGGGUCCACUCAGUGGAGAUUACAAAUUAAGAAUGAAUUGGAAACAGAUACCAAUAUUUUAGAUUCCAAAAUAUUGAAAGUAGACUCUGAGGAUCCUAAUGAAUCUUCUCAAGUAGAAGGGUCCACUCAGUGGAGAUUACGAAUUAAGAAUGUACCUAAAUUUGCGUCGACCAAAAUGAUUAAAGAAUUGUUAGCUAAGCAUAGUUGCGGUGAUGUUAGAAUUAAAAAGUCCCAUUCAUGGGACUUUUGCUAUGCUUUUUUCAAAACGCAAGAGCAACAGAUGCAGGCAAUUGACAAAUUAAAAAAUGUUAAUUUCAAAAAUAGGACGUUAGUUGUAAAUAUUGAGAAUAUUACUGAGCAAGAUCGGCAAUCUCUGUUUAAUCAAAGGCAUGAAAAAAGAAAAAAAAACUUUUUUGAUCCUACUGGUGAAAUUCAACGUUCGCCAGAAGAAUUGCUCGCUGACCAAGUAACACCGUUGCACAAACUGUCCUAUGAAGAGCAAUUAAACCAUAAGGAAGACUUGAUAAAAAAGUCUCUUUCUAAAUUCCGUAAUAAAAUUAAGGAGUUGUCCGAUUCAAAUCUUCCUUGCAUUUUACAACCGAUUAUUUCUUCACCUAUAAAUGAAGGAUAUCGAAACAAAUGCGAGUUUACUAUUGGAAGAAAUUUCAAUGAUGAAAUUACAGUCGGUUUUUUAUUAGGAUCUUUCAAAGACGGAAUUAAUACUGUUAUAGAACCGGAUAAAGCUCUUAAUGUAAGCGAUUUAGCAAAAAAGAUUGUAAAGGCUAUGAAGGAUUACAUUGUUAUGUCUCCAUAUGAUGUAUACGAUACUAAGAACAAAAAAGGUACAUGGCGUAUGGUUACUGUACGAUCACAAGUUAGUGAUGAUGUAAUGAUUAUUAUUCAAAUUCAUCCGCAAGAAUUAACUGAAGAGAAAAUAAGUCAAGAAAAAACCUUUGCACGUGAAGAAAAUUUUAAUUUGACAUCGCUUCUUUUGCAAAUAUAUGAUGGGGUUAAUAAUGGAAUAGCCGAUGAUAAACCAUUUGAUUGUAUAUCUGGUACGCAUUUCAUCUUUGAAAAGAUGAUGGAUUGUAGGUUUCGUAUAUCUCCUAGAGCGUUUUUUCAAACAAAUACGCUUGCUGCUCAAGUUUUGUAUGAAAAAUGCGGUGAAUAUAUAAAAGAUUUAUUCGUUUCCAAAAAAGAACCUGUAAUUUUGAUUGAUAUGUGCUGUGGAACUGGAACUAUUGGGAUUGCGUUGUCUAAAAGCUUGGAUGAUAAAAUUAAUAAGGUUAUCGGAAUUGAACUUUGUGAAGAAGCCGUUGAAGAUGCAAAAUUCAAUGCCACUUUAAACGCAAAUGCUGGUACAGUAGUUGCAAUUGUGGAUCCACCUCGUGCGGGUGUUCAUAAGAAUGUAAUUAAAGCACUUCGUGAAUGUAAAGCAAUUGAUUAUUUUUUGUACGUUUCUUGUGACUGCAAUUUGGCCACUCAAAAUUUUAUAGAUUUAUGCCGACCUACAACCAAUAAUUUCCCUGGAAUUCCAUUUAAACCGGUUCGAGCAGUUGGUGUAGAUUUAUUUCCACAUGCAAAACAAGUAGAAUUAUUAAUUGAAUUUCAUAGAGAUAAAGAUUAUCCAACCAAAGAUAGUUUAAAAAGUGAUUAA